AUGCCUCCAAAAAGUCACUAUAAAUCUAGAAAGCCUGUUCGUGGAGGAGGACAUCGCUUUACAAACCCUAGGAACCUCGAGAGUGGAGAUUCUGAAGGGUGGGAGUAUAGAAAUAAAAGAGAAAUAAAAAAAGAUUCUGGGGAAAGUUCCGAGGAAAAUGAAAGUGGAAAUGAAUUAAAUGGUUCUAAUGCUUCAGAGUCGAGCGAAGAAGAAUUGGAUGAAUCAAAAUUUGAAAUAUCAAAUCCCAACCGAAAUAAUAAAAAAGACAGUUUAAAAGUAUCAGAUAUUUCAUCGACUAGAGAAUUGUCUAGAAGAGAAAGAGAAGCUUUAGAAAAAGAAGCAGCUAGACAAAGAUAUUGGAAACUUCAUUUAGAAGGCAAAACAGAUCAAGCUAAAGCAGAUUUAGCACGUUUGGCUGUUAUAAGGAAACAACGAGAAGAAGCAGCUUCACAAAGAAAAGCCGAUGCUGAAGCUAAAACUGAAGCACACAAAGUAAAAUUAGAAAAAGAGGGUCGAAGAA
This is a messenger RNA of Diversispora eburnea, 520 nucleotides long. Lineage: Eukaryota; Fungi; Glomeromycota; Glomeromycetes; Diversisporales; Diversisporaceae. The record is from the annotation of a GenBank genome assembly.